This is a messenger RNA of Impatiens glandulifera, 3140 nucleotides long. Its product is annotated as BTB/POZ domain-containing protein FBL11. Gene Ontology annotation, biological process: SCF-dependent proteasomal ubiquitin-dependent protein catabolic process. The record is from RefSeq and is a predicted model, not a curated record. Gene Ontology annotation, molecular function: protein binding. NCBI's taxonomy places the organism in Eukaryota, Viridiplantae, Streptophyta, Magnoliopsida, Ericales, Balsaminaceae. The transcript has 19 exons. Gene Ontology annotation, cellular component: SCF ubiquitin ligase complex. Bases 18 to 2957 code for a protein of 979 amino acids.
AAGAACUUUAACAGUUCAUGGCUUCGAGCUCAGGCGGCGGCGGUGACGGCGACGGCGUCGACGACGGCUUGGUUGCUCUGAAAUUGAUCGAUCCCGAUUUUCUUGAGCAGGAAGGUUGUUGCAGGGAGAUAAUAGUCAUUUCAACGUCCGACAUUUCUUCAUGGGAUUUACCCUCUAUCCUCAACCAUCAGGUUAUUAUCGUGAAAGUCAGCCGGAAUCGGCUUAUUCAGCAAUCUCUGUACUUCCGUGCCCUCCUAUGUGGUAGCUUUAGUGAAUCAUCACUCGACUCAAUAGAAGUAAAUUGGGAUAUUGAGACAUUCUUGACUCUCAUUGAGAGUAUGUUUGGAUCUUCAAUUGAUGUAACACCAAUCAAUUUUCUGCCACUCUCUGAGGCAGCAUUAUAUUUUAGAGUUGAACUGCUUCUAAUGAAGUGCAAGACAUGGCUAAGUGAAAUGGCAUCAUCUACGCCCCCCUUACAGCUAAUGCAGUUGGAUAACUUGAUCCAGAUCUGGAAAUUUAGUUCAGAACAUGCAUACGAUUUAAAUCCAGAACUGUGCACAGUCUACCUUGCGAGGAACUUUGCGUGGGCAAUGCACUGCAUCUCCUUUUGUGAAAUUCCAUUCAAUUUAUUAUUUUCAUCCAUGAGGCAUCCUGAUUUAACUGUACACAGUGAAAGGCAUCUUGCUGAUGCAUGUCUGAUUUGGCUCACUUCCAAUAUAGAAAUUUCAAACAUCAUUGCCAAUUAUGUGAAUCCUUUCUUGGACAUUCUAAAAGAGAUUCGGCUUUUCUUUUUACCACUGGGAUAUGCUGCAGGGAAAAGAAGAUGCUGUUACUUGUCUGAAAUUGCUAAUCAGAGCACUGUUUCUAUCCUUAAUGUGGUUAGAAGUUCAAACACAAGCUUGAUUCAAGAAUUGUGCGAUUCAAAACAACUCAAGCUAAGAUUGACAAAUUUUACCAAGAAAGUGGAUCUUUCAGGUUGCCCACAGAUGCAGCCAUCAAUUCUUUUGUUAUCUAUGUUUCCGUCUGCACAUGGUACUGAUCUUAUGAGAAACAUUAUACAACAGUCAUUCAAUAUCCUUGAGUUUCUUAACAGCAGCCAAUUCCAAAUCUUGCGGGCUUUAUCAUCAACUUUGUCUUUUGAAGCAGUAGAGGAGGUGGAUAUUUCUAAUUGCCCCAUGCUACAUUUUAAUACUUGUAUUGAAGUUUUCAGCAGAACACUCCCCUCAUUGAGAAUCCUGAGGGCAGCUUAUUUUCUGAAUUUCAAUAUAACAAAAUUGCCCGGGUUACUAAAAAAGCUUCCCAUACUCUCUCAUAUUGACUUAAAGGUGGACAUGAGUCCAAUUAUACCGUCAAAGGUAUCAGUUGUGUCUUCAAGUUCAGAAACAGCAUCUGGAGUGUCAGCAUCAACUUCAGAAAUUGUCACAUUCAAUCAUGCGAUGUCUUACUUUUCUGGACCGUCGAUGUCAAAUAUUAAAAAGCUCAUCUUGGAGGGUCGUACAGAUGUUGAUGACAUUGUUCUCAAGAAAAUCUCUGAACUCUGUCCUUCACUAUGUUAUUUGAACAUUAGAGGAUGUACCUCAGUUACAGAUGCUGGUAUCUCAAACCUUCUUCACAAUAGUCUGAAGCUGCAUUCAAUACUUGCCUGUUAUACUUCUUUUGGAGAGCGAUCCAUUGUGGCUCUUACAUCAUGCUUGCCGAAUUUGGGUCUUUUCCCUGCUAUGGAAAUUGAAGCAACCCAUAAUGAAUCAUUGGCUUCUCAGCUUCAGACAUUGCAUAUUGGUGGUUGCAGAGGUAUUGAGGAAACAAGUCUUUCAAAUUUUAUGGCUCAAGCUUCUCUGCUGAAAAGUGUUUGUCUAAGGGAAACUCAACUUGCGGAUAAUGCACUUUAUAACUUCUCAGGUUCUUCCUUGGAGAUGCUUGAUGUUUCUGAGACUAAGGUUUCUGGUGCUUCUAUAUCUCACCUUCUUUCUGGGAAUCCUAGACUUAAAUGCUUGAAAGCGAUGGGCUGUACAAAUAUUUCUCAACAUGGAAUACCGGCUGACGAGGAAAAAUCAUCUAACUGCUCCCUUUUGGGCAAAGAAUGGUACAAAGAGUUGGGAAAGAGCUGCAAAUUGAAUGAAGUUGCUCUUGGAUGGGGUUUUUCUUCUUUAGCUAUGAAAACUCUGAAACAUGCUGCAGUGGCUUUAAAAGUAUUGACAGUCGGCUUAGGUGGAUCAUUACAUGAAGGUCUUUUGACAAUCCUACCAACGAUUUGCCCAUUGUUGGAGGUUUUGAUUCUUUAUUUUCAGGUAAUAUCUGAUAGUUUUAUAACGAGUAUUACAAACUCACUAUCUCAUUUACAAGUGUUGUCACUUUGCCACUGCCUCGGCGAGAUAUCUGCUCUAAGUUCUUCCCUCAGGAUGCCGAAUUUGAGGAAGUUGCGGCUUCAAAGAGUAACUCCGAGAAUGAAUAAUGCUGACCUGAUUGUUUUGUCGCAGAACUGCAGAAAUCUGGUUGAGCUUUCAUUAUCAGGGUGCAAACUUCUAAAUCCAGAUUCACAGGAGAUCAUUUCCAGAGGUUGGCCAGGCUUGACUUCCAUAUCUCUAGAGGACUGUGGGAAGAUAACAAGUGAUGGUGUUCAUUCACUUCUAGACUGUGAAGCCCUUGAGGAUCUGGUGCUGCGUCAUAAUGGCCUGGGAAUUCAAAGAAGUUUCGUUUUUGAUGUUUCUUCAAGAAUGCCAAUGUUGCGGAAGUUAUCCCUUGAUAUGUGUGAUGCAAGUGAAGGCUGCAUUGAUCUCCCAAAUGUCACAGAAAGGCGGUUCUUGAGCAUCUUGAAAAUAUCAAGAUGCAAGCCUCAGAGAGAUGCAUUGUUUGGCUUUAAAAGCGGCAGUUGCAGAGUUGCAAUUCACAAAGAGACUUUGGUUUCUGUAUGGGACAGCAAAGGGCUUACAACAACAGUGGUGAAGGAAAGAUUCUAAGCAGCAGCACCCUCUUGCUAAAAUCAUACAACAGAUAAACAAAGUUAACCGAAUUAUUUAUUUUGAAUACAUGAUAUUUUGAAAGUAGAAACAAAUAACUCAUAAACACAGAUGUGAGACUAAUUAUGUAUAUUGAAUUUAGUAUCAUCGAAUUAUUUUGAAAAAAUGGAACAAAUAACUAUA